AUGACGGUCGAUUCGUCGCCUGAAAUGGCCAGGAAGAAGCAGAAAACGAAACACAUAGAGAGACAACGGACGUUUUUCGACGUGUCGAUCGGAUCAAAGAGCGCAGGUCGCAUUGUGUUCGAGCUAUUUUGUGACAUCGCACCGAGAACAUGUGAAAACUUUCGUGCCCUAUGCACGGGUGAAAAUGGUAUCGGAGCGACAACAAAGAUGCCCCUUCACUACAAAGGAGUGAAAUUCCAUCGCGUUAUUAAACGCUUCAUGGUUCAGUCAGGUGACUUCAGCAAGGGUGAUGGUUCAGGAGGCGAGAGUAUUUACGGAGGACAAUUCGAUGAUGAAACCUUCGCUUUGAAACACGAUCAGCCUUACCUGCUGUCGAUGGCCAAUCGCGGUGCAAACACGAACGGUUCGCAGUUCUUCAUCACAACAGUUGCCACUCCGCAUCUCGACGGCAUCCACGUCGUCUUCGGCAAAGUGAUCAAAGGCCAAGAAAUCGUCAAGCAGAUAGAAAAUUCUGCGGUGGACCGUAACUCGAAACCAUUGGACGAGAUCGUGAUCGAGCAUUGCGGGCAACUGCAGAAGAAGAAGUCGAGCAAGGAAGAGAAAAAGAAAUCUUCGAAGAAAGCUCGCGCUCGAUCCGAAAGUGAGUCAUCCUCGUCGUCCAAUCACUCAUCGGCUUCCGGGUCGGGCGGCUCCUCCGAAGCCGAGGGACCUCCUGGAAAAAAAUCCAAGUCGUCCAAAGCAUCUGGCUCAUCCGAGUCAAAGCGGGAUGCCUACGUCACCCAAGAAGCCGGCGUGAUCAUUCUCCCGGAAGAGAUUCCCGAGGUUCCGAUGAACAAGUUUCUCAUGCGCGGAGCACCUCAAAUCGUGCCCGAUGACCACCGGCGCCGCGACAGAGGUCGGGAUCGCGAUCGGAAACCAACAACGACAAAAUCCGGGAGGAAAUGUCGCGGUCGCGGCAAUAUGAGGUUCAGAACUCCGCCCGGUAGCGAAAGCGACAGAUCUCGAAGCCGAACUCCACCUCAUUGGAGAUCAGCAAUGAGAUCGGAUAACAGGAGGACCAACAAUGCCGCUACUUCGUGGGGCCCAUCUGAAGAAGAAAUCGCGGAGAAAGCAAACAAGGGCUCACGGGCCGACGAUUCUUGGCAGAAAGCCGGAAGCAGCUGGAGAGACCGGCAAGGUCAAGGAGACGAUGGACGCCGAGGGCGCAGACGGGACUGGGACAAUCCUCGCAGGGACGCCCAUGAUGACUCCGACAAUGAGGAUGUGGAGGACUCCCCUCCCCGCUCCGGUUUGAGGUCCACGAUCGUUUCGGUCGUUAAGAGGAACGAGCCUCAAGCCGCGACCUCGCUCGACCAUGAGUCGCCUACAAACAGGGCCCGCUCGACGAUUCAAGUCGUUCUCCCGCCAGCGGAUUGCGACGAGAAAAAUUCUGAGGUUCCCCCAGAAGAAACCGGCGCUUCCGAGAAGAGUCGAGACAGCCUCGAACGCAGGAGGCAAAAUUCAUCCCGAUCGCCCGAGCGUAAGGAUUCUGGCGAGAAGUCUCCGAAAAGGAAGAGGAGGGAUAGGAGUCGCUCCACGCCUAGACGCAGGAGAGGUUCCAGGUCUCGAUCGAGGUCACGCGAUCGUCGCGCCAGAUGA
Galendromus occidentalis (western predatory mite) is the source of this 1638-nucleotide messenger RNA. Its product is annotated as peptidyl-prolyl cis-trans isomerase 9. The record is from RefSeq and is a predicted model, not a curated record. The coding region runs from base 1 to 1638 and encodes 545 amino acids. NCBI's taxonomy places the organism in Eukaryota, Metazoa, Arthropoda, Arachnida, Mesostigmata, Phytoseiidae. Gene Ontology annotation, cellular component: cytoplasm; mitochondrion. Gene Ontology annotation, biological process: protein folding; protein peptidyl-prolyl isomerization. The transcript is spliced from 6 exons. Gene Ontology annotation, molecular function: cyclosporin A binding; peptidyl-prolyl cis-trans isomerase activity.